Blastomyces gilchristii SLH14081 is the source of this 3852-nucleotide messenger RNA. RefSeq lists its product as uncharacterized. The transcript is spliced from 9 exons. Gene Ontology annotation, molecular function: DNA binding. The coding region runs from base 1 to 3852 and encodes 1283 amino acids. The record is from RefSeq and is a predicted model, not a curated record. NCBI's taxonomy places the organism in Eukaryota, Fungi, Ascomycota, Eurotiomycetes, Onygenales, Ajellomycetaceae. Gene Ontology annotation, biological process: DNA recombination; DNA integration.
AUGAUGAUGGCUGGCUCCACCAUGGAUGUGUGCUGUGAGGUCUCAGACUCCGAUCCAGAUUACAGUGAUGAUGGCGGUCUAUUUUCAGACUGCGUCGAUGAUUACGACACGGAUGUGACUGGGGAGACCUCCAGCGAUGACAGCAGCAAUAGCGAGGACAGUCAUGAGGAGUGGGAUGACUACAAGCUCCCCCCUCCCGAACACUAUGCGGCGGAGGAAGCCAAUCUUGAUCCCUCAAAGCUUCGGGAGCGCCUCUAUAAGGACAGCACCAUUUACGGCAAGGAUAGAGCUCGCGACCACUGGGAGCGGUUCUGCGAAUAUAUGCACCGAGAUGUGUCCCACGCGUACCGCACCCUCUCGAUCCAAUCUCUCAAAGCCUUCUUCAGCUGGGCGUGCGACCAGCGUCGCGGUAAGGACGGGAGGAGGCGGUCGGGUAUCAAAAACAUAAGUUCCUUGGAGACGUUCUGGAAGCAGUAUUCGCAGGUCUACAAGGAGGACAACGGCAAUGAUAUUGACCCCCUAAUCAUGAAACAGGCGCAGGAUGUGAUCAACCUUGUCGCCGACGAGAAGAAGCUCAGCCGCGAAAAGAGACUGAAAGCGACCAUGUAUGUCGAGGACCUGGCUGAGUACCUCCGCGUGCUUCUGACUACAACUGAUAUGCAUUUCCUGGUCGGCUGGGAGCGCAUCCAGUUGAUCUUGUUCUGUCAACUUGCGGGAUACACGGGACAUCGACCGGAAGCACUGACGCAGCUCCGCUAUCGACACCUGGAGCUCUCGCUAGUCAGGGACCCGGCUUCGAAUCUAGCGACCCUGUUCAUCGGACUGACCGGCGAGUUCACCAAGGCGUAUCUGGGUGACAAGGAUGCGAACACAUUCUGGCUCCCUGAGAUCAUCUAUGACCCGACUCUGGUGCUCAGCCCCCAUGUCUUCCUUCUGGGACUGCUGUUCCAUGCCAAGGCGUUCAAGUCCCCUUACAUCCGGUGCCCUGAGGACCUUUACGAUCUGGGCAUUCUGGACGAGCUCAAUGAGCAGAAGAUCCCACUGCGAGAUGACCUGGCGGAGAACUUUCUCUUCUGCCAGGUGGUCCGCGAGGGAGAGGGCGUCCGAAUCGCGCAUGAGAUCAAGGCGACUACGGCAUCGCUGCGGAAUCGAAUGAAAAAGUGCGGCGAGAUCACUGGCUUUGAGUAUCCUGUGGGCCCGUACGCGCUCCGUCGCGCUGCUGGGAAGGAGUGGAAUGAGACGGACGUCAGCGAUUCUCUACAGAACUUGAUGCUCCAGCACCAGAAGAUCGAUAUGUACCUCAAAUACUAUCUAGAUCGGAAUAUCAAUGUUGAUGUUAUGAAAACCUUCCGUGAUUCGUCUUUAGAUCACUGUAUAGACGAAUCACGGAAAGCGCUCUUGAAGCGGAUCUGCUCGAUGAUUCAAUCCAUUGACCCCCGGCGACCCUGGAAGCUGACGCCCGAGCAGUCAAAGUCAGUCAAUGAGCAGCCGCGCAUCCUCGCUCUGUCGAAGCGGGUUACGCGCCUCAAGAAGCAUGUUGACCGCUCCGCAAAGUGGCUCGGAGGCGGAACUGGCGAGAGGUACAAGCAACGCUUCAAGAUGGGCCGGCCUGGAGCAGAAAGGUACCGCAAGAAACUGAACAAGCAUGAGAGUACGGAUGACAAACAUCACCGGGCAGUUCGCCGGCUUCGCAGCGAGAAGCAACGCGCAAGGCUCCAGCUGAAGCGCGAGAUGCUGGAACGGUACCGAGAAGAACAGCCGCUGAAGGACAUCGCCCAACAACUGUCCGGAAAAUUGAUCGACGAAGAUGUGAAGGACGCAAUGGAAUCGGAGCUGCAGCGCCGGAUCAAGGCCGUAAACACCAUCAUUGCAUACACUGAGCCAGAAGGAAUCCGCACCCCAUCAUGGAACGAGCGCAUCAGUGCAGUGGUUCGAGAAGUCUGCACCACUUCGACCGCCAUUGAUCCCGCCCGCCGGUCCAAGAAGCGAUCAAAAAUCUGCUUCCUCUGCCUGCAGAAUUCUAACCUUCUGCCUGCAGAUCGGGUCUACUCCUUCAAGACACCAGGGGACCUCACCAAGCAUUAUCAAAGGCGACAUCUCGAGAAGUUCCAGCCAAUGGGUUGUGGGAUCUGCCGAGUGAGACUGGAGACCCUAACCGCCCUUCUCAUCCAUGCAGAAGUCGCGCAUGGCACCGUUACGCGUGCCCCCAAAUACCGGAUGCCUGAACGGCCUGCGACCCAUGCAAGUACUCGCGUGGCUACUCUAGAUCAGCAGCAUGUUCUUGUUGUCGGCAGCUGGAUUCUCAAGAUGCCAUCAGCUAAUCAACGUCCGAAAAUAUUCCGCUUCGCCAGAUUCAAUGUUGAUGCUCUCUGUUUCCUCGCCAGCCGCCUUCGCGACGGAAUUAGUUGUGACUGUGAUGCAUCUCAAGCUCCAGUGUAUGGUAGUCUGAACUGGGCGAUCUCCAUCCUCUUUACUGAUGGAGUGGAGUGGCUAUUGAGAUCACCACUAAACGAGAAUGGAGCUAUUCCGUGCCCUCGAACAAACUCUAUGCUGCUGGAGAGUGAAGCUAUCACGCUCAAAUAUAUCCGAUCUCAUAGCUCGAUUGCUGUUCCUGAGGUCUUUGCAUACAGUUGUUCCAAGGAGAAUGAAAUAGGGGUGCCCUACAUCUUGAUGAGCAAAGCACCUGGAUGCCCUCUUCGGCUUCACUGGACGCAUAUGUCCUGGAAUGGCAAGGCAAAAAUUCUCCGCCAGCUUGGAUCUAUUACGUUGCAGUUAUGCCAACUUAAAUUCGACCAGAUUGGAUCGCUUUUUGAAAGCGUACAUGGUCCGGUGAUCAAGACAUGCUUGACAAGGGGAUUACUGGUGCACGAGAGGCACACACUUGAUCUAAACCGCGGCCCCUUCACCUCCACCAUUGACUUCUACGGAGCGUUGAUUUCAGCGCUGCAAGAUCAUGCCAGCAUUCUUCCUCUCAACCCGCGCUGCUUCUUUGCACCAUUUCCUUUACCAGAGGAUUAUGAGGAUGACGCUCAAUUCGAGCGUUCCCGCGACCGGUGGCAUGAUUUUGUCACGCUACAUUCCAAAAUUGAUGGUUCUGAUAAUCGGACAGAUUAUAUGAUCGUAAGUGACCUACUUGCUGACAUGCGGAAAAAAUGGGUCAGAGACACAUCCUUCAAGGAGGACUCGUGCCAUUACUCAUUGCACCACCCGGACAUCAGCGUGAACAAUAUCUUUGUUGAUGAGGAAUACAAUAUUACAUGUGUUAUCGACUGGGCGUUCUGUUCGUCUGUGCCUCUUUCAGUGGCCAUCACAGAGCCUGGACUCCCUCAAUCACGAAACGAGCUGUCAGAACAACUUCGAGAGCAAUUUCAGCGGGGCUUUCGGGAAGCAGUGUACAAUGCUUCAGAUGUCAAUCCGAAGAGAAGAGCUCUCCUCUGCCAAGUCCUGCAACAUAGCCGCCCCAUGUGGUUGCUUUCUCAUAUUCUCAACUUCGAUACGGUCGUGGAUUUUUCCCUGCUAAAUGAACUCUGGGUGACCGUCAACAGCACCGGGGGUCAACUUCUGAUGGAGUUUAAAACAAGACAGGCCUGGGAUGAUUAUGGGAAGAUACAUGCGCUUCUGAAGAGAGAUGAUGAUUACUCCAGGGUGGCAGAAAAGAAACAUUUUGAUCGGAGGUCUCAAGUUGAUUUGACUGUUGCUAGAAAAUUGACUCUUAUUUCACAAUGGUCUUCACGGUACAGUCAGCCAGGCUCCUUAGCACUCAGAGCGGAAAGCCCCGCAUUCAAAGCCAACAGGACUUUGUGGAAGUGGAUUGACCGAAGCCUGGCGGACCUCCAAGCUAUGUAUCACUGA